Molecule: messenger RNA, 1416 nt
Organism: Mizuhopecten yessoensis (Yesso scallop)
Lineage: Eukaryota; Metazoa; Mollusca; Bivalvia; Pectinida; Pectinidae
Exons: 4
Coding region: 1-1416 (471 amino acids)
Source: RefSeq, a predicted model, not a curated record
AUGUCGAUCGACCAGGCGAAAGCAAAGUGCCGACUUGAGGAGAUACAACAGCAGCGCGCAUAUGUAACAUCUGAUGAGACGCAGGAGGUUCCCAGCCAGGAUUUACACCAUAGUGCUGAGGACCUCUACGCUGAUGUGACGUCGCAGCCAGACACCUCAAGUUCACCUGAGGGAGAUGUAAUCCAAGUGACUCGAGAAGACAAUGACCACGCAGACAGGAGAAAGCGGAUUGACAACACCGGUCUGUUGAAAACCUCUAGGCAGAAAAUGGAACAAUAUCUGGCAGAUACCCACUCUGGUGAAGAAAUGGACAUCUCACUGGGGGAGUGCAGCAAAUUAUCAUCAGUUGAGAAAUCUGCAACCCCGCAAGAUUCGAAAGAACCAUCGUGGAUGGAAAUGGUGGAAGUGAUGAAGAAAGCUGGAUCAGGAUCAGCACUGGGACCAAGUGGUAUACCCUACAAGGUAUACAAGAUGUGCCCAAAACUUCUGCGUUGUCUCUGGAGGCUUGUGAAAGUGAUCUGGAGGAAGGGCAAGAUCCCUGAAUGCUGGCAGACAGCAGAGUGGAUAUUUGUACCGAAGGAGAAGAACUCUGCUAACUUGAAUCAGUUUAGGACCAUGUUACUCUUAAGUGUAGAAGGGAAGAUCUUUUUCGCCAUACCUGCAAUGAGAAUGACAACGUACAUGACAUCCAACGAGUACAUUGAUUCUUCUAUUCUGAAAGGAGGCAUUCCAGGAUUUCCAGGGUGUAUUGAACACACCAGCGCUGACACUCAGCUGAUUCGUGAAGCCAAGAUCAACCAUGGAGACCUUAUUGUGAUUUGGUUAGGCCUGUCCAAUGCUUAUGGUUCAAUUCCACACCAACUGAUCUUCAAGGCAUUAGAACACUACCGAAUCCCGGAACACAUCCAGGGGAUCAUACGGAGUUACUUCAGCAACAUCAGACUUCGGUUCACGGUAGGGGAGAUAACAACAACAUGGCAGGCACUUGAGAAGGGCAUUGUGACAGGAUGUACGAUCUCUGUUAUAUUCUUUGUCAUGGGGAUAAACUUGAUCAUCAAGGCCGCAGACAGGGAAACCAGAGGACAUAAAACAUCGUCAGGAAUGGUUAGGUGUACCCCGCAGCUUCACCAGUAUCGGCCUGUACAGUCAGCCAAAUUGCAGCUCACAACAUCACCAUUGGUGGAGGAAUGGAAGGUGGCAAAGGCUAGAUUGGUGAUGCCUGUUAGGGUUUCCAAAGACCAGAAGAUCAGGAGUGCAGGGAUCGACACUAGAACAGGACGGAAGUGGUCGGCAAGCACCGCCGUCCAGCAGACAGAAAGCGCAUUGCGACACAGCGACUUUGUUGGGACAACAUGUAAGGAUUUGGAACAUCACAUGCGUAACGGUGGGAAACAGCUGACACAGUUGGUAGGAUGA